Cavia porcellus (domestic guinea pig) is the source of this 771-nucleotide messenger RNA. RefSeq names its product olfactory receptor 52A1-like. The record is from RefSeq and is a predicted model, not a curated record. Lineage: Eukaryota; Metazoa; Chordata; Mammalia; Rodentia; Caviidae. Gene Ontology annotation, biological process: G protein-coupled receptor signaling pathway. Gene Ontology annotation, molecular function: G protein-coupled receptor activity; olfactory receptor activity. Gene Ontology annotation, cellular component: plasma membrane. The transcript has 2 exons. The coding region runs from base 1 to 771 and encodes 256 amino acids.
AUGUACAUCUUCCUGGCUGUGCUAGCAGCCACCGACAUAGGACUCUGUGCAGCCAUUGCUCCCAAGAUGUUUGCCAUCUUCUGGUUCCAGUCUUGUUCUAUGGCUUUUGAUGCUUGCCUAGCCCAGCUGUUCUUUAUCCACACUUUGCAGUGCAUAGAGUCUGGCAUUCUGUUAGCAAUGGCCUUUGACCGCUACAUUGCCAUCUGUGAUCCUCUGAGACACACAUCCAUCCUCACACCUUCCAUCCUGGGGUGUAUGAUGGGAGUGGUGGUGAUCCGAGCUGUCCUGCUGGUUGGUCUGCUUCCCAUUCUCAUCAAAAGGCUGCAUGUGUUUCACUCUGUGCACAUCGCCCACUGCUACUGUGAGCACAUGGCUGUGGUCAAGCUGGCUGCAGAAGACGUCCGAGUCAACAAGAUAUGCGGUCUUUUCGUGGGAUUCAGCAUUCUGGGAUUUGACAUGAUUUUUAUCCUCAUAUCUUAUGCCCUGAUUUUUCAGGCUGUUUUUCGUCUCCACCAGAAGGAAGCAAGGCUCAAAGCAUUUAACACGUGCACAGCUCAUAUUUUUGUUUUUCUUGAAUUUUACAUUCUUGCCUUCUUUUCCUUCUUUAGUCAUCGUUUUGGACAUGUUGUUCCUUCAAUGCACAUUCUUCUGUCUACCAUCUACCUCUUGCUGCCACCUGCUCUCAACCCUAUUGUCUAUGGGGUAAAAAAUAUGGUAAUUCGUAAGCUGUGUGGCUCAGAUUUUUCUUCUGAAUGUGGAUCCCACCAGUGA